Molecule: messenger RNA, 1737 nt
Organism: Seminavis robusta
Lineage: Eukaryota; Bacillariophyta; Bacillariophyceae; Naviculales; Naviculaceae
Source: the annotation of a GenBank genome assembly
AUGGACAAAGAUGGGUACGUCGCAACUAUCAAAGAACUGGUGGCCACUGGGGCAAUGGCCGAUGUAUCCAGCGCUGUCAAGGCAAGGGUGCUUGCGGCUCUUCAUAUUUGUUCCGAGCACUCCGCCUUGACUAGCUUCCUCCGCCAGUGCGAAGUCACCGAUAUCUUCAAAGGUCUCCUCCUCCUUGACCGUCCUCGGUCCGCCAGGCAGCUUCGCAAGAAGAUUCAGCAGAUUGAAAACGAACACCCGGAGCUUAUCGUGAAAGAUGACACGGAGGAACGCUGUGGCGACGGCGGGCCACCGGAAGAACCCACGGACGAGCAGAAGAAACGCAAGCGCACUCGCAUGAUUGACGUGUAUCGCAAACGGCUCAAAGCCGUGGAGAGCGAGCUCUCUGUAGCUCGUUGUCAAAGCGGUUGGUGCUGCGAGCACAACAUGGACUCCCACAUUGACACCGGCGUCCAAGAGCAGAUCGAUUCGGCCUCGGUUUCUGGGGCAUUGGCUCGCAAGGUGAGGGAUUGGGCAAAGGAAACACUAAAGGCCGACUUUUUGGAGUUCGUCAUGUUAUCACUGCCUUCCGAGCCGUGGCGAAACGUUGCUGAUCUUGUUCAUUUCAAACCCGGCGACUUUGCAGUGCCGUACUUUCUCGCCGACGUAUUUGGGCAGAAGAUUCCAGAGGAUUCCUUUGUUGCUCAAAUGCGCGGGCUUGCAGGAAACGGAGAGGAGCUCACCGCAGCAUUCCUAAGAAUUGCUGAGAGUUUCCCUGUUCAAGUCCGACGCCAGUAUUCGUUCCUCCGCACGCAACCCAGGUUGUUGGCAGAGGCGUCCAUUGUGGAGUACCUAGCGCAACACAUCCCAUUGGAAACCGUGCUGUGGUUUUUUGAGGAGUUGUACCAGACUUCUCGAAAGUGCGAAACCAUCCUCAAGAACCGUCUGGGGAAUGAGGAGGAUGCUCUGGCCGAGUCUCUGCAGAGCAACAAGAGCAAGGCAACGUACGGGAAGUUGGUGGAGAGAAUCUUCAAGUUCGAUAGGAUGCGUCUCAAGGUUGGUGGGUUCCUGAUGCCUCUUGCCAAUCGUCGGUUGGGCGAACUGAAGGAGCGGUAUUCCGCCGUUGCCAACUUGUUGAGGGUUGCCGUGUUUGGUGAUGCUUCGGCUAGCAUGCAGCGGGCUGUUGAGGCAUCCACGAUUUUUGCCAGCAUGGUGGCUUCAAUCUUUGAUGGUGAGCUGAGUUUCUUCAGUUAUUGCUUGAUCCGUUCGCCCCAUGCCAAGCCGAGCAAUGUGGAAGAAACAAUGGCUGUGUGCCACAAGAUCCGCGCGAACAACUGCACGUCUUUGGCGGCAGCCUUGUGGCCUUACUAUGAGGCCAAGAAGGUUAUGGAUUUGUUUGUCAUGGUCACAGAUGAAAUGGAGAAUACAUCUUGGAAUGGUCACAGGUUUGCAUCUCUUCUUGCCUUGUACAAGAGGGAAGUCAACCCCAAUGCGCAACUCAUUGUUGUAUGCGUUGGGGAUGGCGAUCUCCACUUCCGAAGCAGCCUGGGCGCGAAUGGAAUUAGAUAUAAAACAAUGGUGAUUGAUGGCAGUCGUCCUGAUCUGACCAAGUUUGAUAGUCUCCUGGGCCAGCUGGCAGCCAUGUCCGAGGCAAAGGAACCCAGAGAGGGUGACAUUGGUGAAAAGGUAGCAGAGGAGGAUUCCACAAGUGGAGGCCCUGGAAGUGAUGACUUUGUUCUUGUGAAUUGA